Molecule: messenger RNA, 511 nt
Organism: Apodemus sylvaticus (European woodmouse)
Lineage: Eukaryota; Metazoa; Chordata; Mammalia; Rodentia; Muridae
Product: H2B.U histone 2
Exons: 1
Coding region: 44-424 (126 amino acids)
Cellular component (GO): nucleosome
Molecular function (GO): DNA binding; protein heterodimerization activity; structural constituent of chromatin
Source: RefSeq, a predicted model, not a curated record
UUCACCGUAUCCCUGUUCGUCUGGGUGCAGCCAGUGCAGCAGGAUGCCGGAGCCUUCCCGCUCCACUCCCGCCCCGAAGAAAGGCUCCAAGAAAGCCAUCACCAAGGCACAGAAAAAGGAUGGCAAGAAACGCAAACGGGGCCGCAAGGAGAGCUACUCCAUCUACGUGUACAAGGUGCUGAAGCAGGUGCAUCCGGACACCGGCAUCUCGUCCAAGGCCAUGGGCAUCAUGAACUCCUUCGUCAACGACAUCUUCGAGCGCAUCGCCAGCGAGGCCUCCCGCCUGGCGCAUUACAACAAGCGCUCGACCAUCACGUCCCGCGAGGUGCAGACGGCCGUGCGCCUGCUGCUGCCGGGGGAGCUGGCCAAGCAUGCUGUGUCCGAGGGCACCAAGGCAGUCACCAAGUACACCAGCUCCAAGUGAGGCGCGGCGAGAGCGCCCCCAACCCAAAGGCUCUUUUCAGAGCCACCCUUCCAAGCUCAAAAAAGGAGCGUUGCUACCUGACUAAGA